Messenger RNA from Ostreococcus tauri, 4695 nucleotides. RefSeq names its product Parallel beta-helix repeat. NCBI's taxonomy places the organism in Eukaryota, Viridiplantae, Chlorophyta, Mamiellophyceae, Mamiellales, Bathycoccaceae. Bases 1 to 4695 code for a protein of 1564 amino acids. Gene Ontology annotation, molecular function: protein binding. The transcript has a single exon. The record is from RefSeq and is a predicted model, not a curated record.
AUGGCGCGAAGUGGUGUGGCCAACGCGAGAGCGCUGGGUGACUCUUCGCCUCCUCGGAGGAUGCGAUUUCUUCUCGUCGGUCUCGUCGCGCUCGCGCUCGCGCGGUCGGCGCUGGCGACGGCGGGAACGCACUGCACGACGAAUGCGAAUGACUUGGCGCCGUGCAUGACCUCGCCCGGGUCCGUCGCGUGCUGUACCGCGAUCAACGCUUGGAACGCGAACGGAUGCUUCUGCGACGGCGUCGCCACGUCUCUGACGACGACGCAAUCCGCGGGGGCGACGCAGUUCGCGCAAGCGUGCUCGAUCACGCGAACUACGUCGUCUUCGGAUGCGACGUGCGCGCAGGCGCUGACGAAUCAGGGUGCGGGUUCGCCGCCGUCCUCGCCUCCUACGCCUUCUCCAUCCACCGGACCAGAUGCUCCGACGAACGUCUACGCCCUGCGCACGGGUGCGAGCGAGAUCACUCUGGCGUGGACCGCGAGUGCAUCGAGUGAGGUCGUGGCGUACGCCAUCGACGCGUGCGAUGCGGCGAAUCUCACGACGUGCGCGUCGCCCACGCGAACGACGGUUUCCGCAGCCGCCGGUGCGUCGUACGUCUUCUCCGGCGUCACCAACCCGACCACAGUGGUGUACCGAAUCAAGGCGGCGACGCUCACUGAGUCGAGCAUGUCUUCACCUGCCACUGCGGUGCCCGCCCUAGACGCUCGACAAUCUCUGCUCGUCUCCACUGCUUCGUCGGCUUCAUCGGUUUCUUCGUGUGGCUCUUGGGCGACGCCGUGCGAUUCCAUCAAUACUGCGCUCUCGGCGACCACGUCGACGACGACGCGAUCCAUUUUGGUUCUUCCUGGAACACACACGUCGUCGUGUGGGUCGUCGCUCGGUUCGUCCGGUGCGGUCAACAUCGCAUCUGUGCUCGGCGCGACUACGGCAAUUUUGGAUUGCGCCGAAACCGCUCGCGGGUUCGACAUCUCUGGCAGCGACGCCGUGAGCAUCUCCGGCGUCACCAUCAAGCGUGGUCUCGCGGCCACGGGCGGCGGUAUCAAGAUACUCAACGCGUCAACGGUGACGAUCGACAGCGUCGACGUCGUGCAGUGCAAAUCCCUGACCAUGGGCGGCGGGUUACACGCCAUAAACUCGCCGGUGACGGUUCGACACUCUCGAUUCAUGUCAUGCAGCGGUGGUAACGACAACUCCGGCAAUAACGUCCGAGGUGGCGGCGCGUAUCUACAGACGGGCUCCCACGCUACGCUCACAAACGUCAGUUUCAUCGGUAACACGCUCGUUGAUAGCGGGAAGGGCGCCGGAUUGAACGUGGACGGAAACUCAAACAUCACCGCCAACGGCUUGACGCUUACGAACAAUCGCGCGUUCUUCGCCGCCGGUCUGUUCAUCGGUCAAGGCUGCCACGGCAGCUUUUCCAACGUCAUCGCGACCGGAAACGAAGCUUCUUACGGCGCCGCGAUCGGUGUCUUCGUCGGCGGUAAGCCGACGUUUAACACCGGGCUCAUAUCGAAGAAUGUUGCCACGCUCUGGGGAGCCGGCGUCAUCGUCUACACCGGCGCCUAUGCCGAGUUUACUGGCUUCUCGUUCGAGGACAACAUGGCUGAAAUUGGUGGUGGUAUCUUCAUGUACUCUCAAUCCCGAGCGAAGGUUUCGAACUCUCGCGUUCUGUCGAACCAUGUGUCCAAAUACGGCGCGGGCAUGCGGUUGGAAGACCGAUCAGUACUCGAGAUGGAGAACUCCCGUGUGUCGCAUAACAUCGCGAAACUUGGAGCCGGUGGUGCACACGUCACCUCCGGUUCAUCGCUAACGCUCACCGGCGGUGAGUUCGUGAACAAUACGGCGCCGAACGGUGCAGGUUUGAUUUGCGAUGGCGGCGUUCAUGGCGGUGGUCGAAUCAUCAGCUCGGGCGUCACGAUCCAGUCCAACGUUGCCUCCGGUCUGGGCGGGGCGAUGUACCUCGCCGGUGCGUGCGAAGCACGUGUCACGGGGUCGUCCAUCGUUGAAUCGAACUCUGCCGUGAGUGGAUCGAGCUGUCGUUCGUUGUACGUAGUCGGCGGCGGGGCUUUCGCUCUGUUGCCGAAUACGCCGACAGCGCCGACCAAGCUCACGCUCGAUGACUCGACCAUCGUUCGAGAGAACGAGGCGCCGACGGGCGGGGCGAUAUUUGUUAUUCCGGCGGCUUCUUCAGCCGACACAAACUCUCCUCGAGGAGCGCAGAUUACUGUCACGUCGGCGACGCUGUCGGCCAAUCGAGCCAUCGGCUGCCAAUCGACCAUUCCUGGACGCGGUGGUGCCAUGUUCAUCGCCGCGGGGAACCACACGUUCACUCAAGUCUCCCUGACCGACAAUGGUGCCACUAGUGAUGGUGGCGCCGUCUUUACCGCUGGCGUCGGUGCAUUCACGAUGAACAUGUGCACGGCGACUGCUAACAAUGCCACUAAAAACGGUGGCGCUGUCUCGCACGAGGGCGCCAAGCUGAAAAUCGUAGGAGGCGAAAUCCAAUCGAACGUCGCGAUGAGCGGCGGUGGUGUUUACAUUGCAUCCACGGCCUCGACGCAACCGGCAUUCGCUAUUCUCGGAUCGUCUCUCAAGGGGAACACGGCGACGCGUGGUGGAGCGAUGUACUUUGCGACGAACCUCGCCCUCGGGUCGCUGCAACAACUCUCCUUAGACACGAACUCCGCGACUUCCGGUGCCGACGCGUACUGGCUCCGCUCAUCGAGCGCCAACGUCGAGUACACAUGUACGAGCUGUGCGUACGCGCACGGCAGUGGUGUGACUUCGCGCAUUGUCGCAACAGAGGCGCUCGCUUCCACGGCGCAGACUGCGCUCAAGUCUCGAGUGCAAUCUGGGAAAGUCACCGAUGAUUUCUCCGUACAGCUCGUCGAUUUCUACGGCCAGCCCGUGACGAGUGAACUCACGUCCGUGACUUGCAGCGUUUCGCCACUCACCGGUGCGUCGCUACACGCGCGUCACAAUCUCGAAAUCAGCGGUUCUUCGUCUUCGGCGACAUCCGCCGGUGUCGCCACCUUCAGUGGAUCCAUCUUGCGCGGCGAGCUCGGUAAAGAUUACACCGCUAGAGUGACGUGCACUCGCGAUACCACGAUGACCCUCACAAGCAUCUCCGCGCUUGAUAUUCCCGUACAAAUCGGGUUCUGCCUCGCUGGAUCUGAACCGCUCGUGGUCACGUAUGCGGACGGCGUCGCCGUCGCUCGAGAGUGCACCGUGUGCAAAGAUCGCACGUUCAACUUCGACGGCGUCAAGUGUCAAACGUGCCCAAUGGGCGGAGAUUGCCGCGGCGGUGCCUCCCUCGAAUCGCUUCCCGGAUGGUGGCGUUCGUCCGACAGCGCAGAGGUUCUCUUCUCGUGUCCGGUUCGCGAAUCGUGCGUCGCCGGCAACGCCACGGGCACUCGCGCGUGCGAAAUCGGGUACGAAGGACCAGUAUGCGCGCUCUGUGCCAAGGGCUACCGUGCAUGGGGUGGUAAGUGCUCGAAGUGCGGGUCUAACGCGGCGUUGGCCGUGCCAGCACUCGGCAUCAUUGCGUUUACCGCCUUCUUUGUGUACAUUUUCCGCAAGCCGCUCAAGCAAGUCGCCGGCACCGUCGUCUUCUCCGCGAUUCUCUUCGUGGCGCAGAUCUUGGGUUUGCUCAAAGAGUACGACAUCACGUGGCCAAGCUCCGUCGGACGACUCGUGGAGGUGCUCGACAUCACCAACUUCAACAUGGAGUCUCUCACGCCGGGGUGCUCGUCGAGCGAGUCAAACUAUUACUCGACUUACGUCGCGGCGGUAAUCGUCCCUCCGGCUGUGACCGUCUUCUGCUUGAUCUUGUACUUUGUGAUGGGCCUCGUCGCGCGCAACUUGCCGUACGCCAGACUCGCAGCGAUCGCUAGCGACGCGCAGAAGAAAUGUCGGCGCAAUGCCGCAUGGCUCGUCGUCCUGUCCUAUUCCGGCGUCGCCAAGACAGUUCUUCAGCUGUACAAUCAACGCCAUCUCGACGUCGGCGUCUUUAUGAGACGCGAUUACUCCAUCGUCACCUCCACGGAGGAGCACUUGGUAUAUCGCAUCACCGGUUUCGUCGCCUUGCUGCUAUAUCCGAUCGGCAUUCCUCUGGGUAUCACGUACAUCUUGGUACGUAACCGUCAUCGUCUUGACCAUCCGGAGGUUGAACACAACUUUGGUUUCUUGUACGUGAACGUCCGUGAACAGCUUCCGUUCUGGGAGCUGACCGGUCUUUUCCUUAAGUUCGUGCUGGCCGCCGUGCCGGUGUUCGCCAACGAGCGCCUUCUUCGCGCGAAGAAGUCUGCAUUAGACACGGCGAGCGAUUUCAACGGAGUGACGCAACUGUCCAUUGCGCAACUCGUCGUCGGCAUUCUGUUCAUCGCCGUCGUCGCCGUGCGUCCAUACCGAAAGUCGUUACACAACGUGCAGUUCUCUCUCGCCCUCGGCGUGAUCUUCUCCUUCAUCACGCUCAGUGCGAACGUCUUCAACGCUGAAGAUACGUACUCGCAGAAGGAAAAGACUGGCGUCGCAGCCGUCGCUGUCGCGCUCGCAACCGUCGUCAUGAGCAUCGCCAUCGUCAAGUCCGCCCUUGUCGGUGAGUUUGCGUCCAAAUCCGACGCCAAACUCGACGAUAAACCGGGAAAACCCAUCGACGGAAGCGACUCGACCGUCGCGCUCAAAUCCGUCGUGUGA